CAAUGUUCAAGUCAUCAGUUUGGAUUUUACCUAUAAAAUUUAUUAAGUCUCCUGACGAUGCCGCUCAAAGGUGACUCCCUUUUGGUUUACUUCUUUGGCGCGGCCUCCAUGGGUCUGGUGAUGAGCAUGAUCUGCGUGGUGGUGCCCCCAGUGCGUCUCUUUCUGGGGAAGAUCUACAAGGUCUAUGCGGACUACACGCCCAUUAUUUAUCCCAGGGAGGAUCGCCUGACACCCGUUUCCAAGCGCCGACUGAAUCUGGUGGCCAAGAAGACCCUGGUUCUGGACAUGGACGAGACCCUUAUGACAUCGUGGAUGAAGAGGCAUGGCCAAGACCCGAAGAAACAGCCCACUGUUCCACACGACUUUGAGUUCUUCUUGCCGGAGUACAACGCCACCGUCUUUGUCUACAAGCGACCCUACUUGGAUCACUUUCUGGACCGUGUAUCCAAGUGGUACGACCUGACUGUCUUCACGGCCGGAGUAGAGGCCUACGCCUGCCCGAUCCUGGACUUUUUGGACAGGGGACGGGGCAUCCUGACGAAGCGCCUGUACCGCCAGGACUGCAUAGAUGUGUUCGGUUUUAGGGCCAAGUACGUAACGCUGGCCUCCCCGGAUUUGUCCAAUGUCCUGCUCCUGGACAACUCAAGCACCGAGUGCAGUUUCAAUGCCGGAAACUCCAUUCACAUCAAGUCCUAUCGAAUCGGCAGUCGAGAUGAAGAGCUGAUCAAUUUGCUACCCUUUCUGGAUGCUUUGCGCUUCACCAAGGACGUACGAUCGGUGCUGCAGAGGUGCUCUCGCUUCUAGGGUUUCUAGUGAGAUCCCCCAAAAGUAUUUUAUUUUAUUUUUUGGUUUAUUUGUAUUUUUAUUUUGUUAAAUUUUAAAGCAUUGAA
Molecule: messenger RNA, 890 nt
Organism: Drosophila biarmipes
Lineage: Eukaryota; Metazoa; Arthropoda; Insecta; Diptera; Drosophilidae
Product: CTD nuclear envelope phosphatase 1 homolog
Exons: 3
Coding region: 58-804 (248 amino acids)
Molecular function (GO): protein serine/threonine phosphatase activity
Source: RefSeq, a predicted model, not a curated record